AUGAGUUUAUCGUUAGAUACAUCUUGUAAGAACGACACCAGCGUCGAUCCUACUUGGAAACGAGAUAUUCUAGAUAAAAACGCUGAUAAACGUUAUAAAACUGAGGAUGUGACGAAGACGAGAGGUAGCGAGUUUGAGGAUUACUUCUUGAAGCGUGAGUUAUUGAUGGGUAUUUUUGAGAAGGGGUUUGAACGCCCUUCUCCCAUCCAGGAAGAAAGUAUUCCUGUAGCACUUGCUGGUCAUGAUAUAUUAGCUAGAGCAAAGAACGGAACAGGGAAAACCGCUGCUUUUGUUAUACCUCUUUUACAAAAACUCGAUACCUCUGAACCUCAAAUUCAAGGAUUAAUAUUGUUACCAACUCGGGAAUUAGCACUUCAAACAAGUGCAGUAGUGAAGGAAUUGGGUAAAUAUUUGGAAGUCCAGUGUAUGGUAUCUACCGGUGGUACAUCAUUACGUAAUGAUAUAAUGAGGUUAUAUAAGCCAGUUCAUAUACUUUGUGGUACUCCAGGAAGAAUACUGGAUUUGACAAAUAAGGGUGUAGCAGUAUUAUCACAGUGCGCGACAGUAGUUUUAGACGAGGCUGAUAAGAUGCUUUCUCAGGAGUUUUGUCCAAUAGUUGAAGCUCUGCUUAAGUUCCUACCCACAGAGAAACAGAUUAUACUCUAUUCAGCCACCUUCCCAGCGAGCGUCCAAGCCUUUAAGGAACAAUACUUGCCAAACGCACAUGAGAUUAAUCUUAUGGAUGAUUUGACACUCAAAGGAAUAACACAAUUCUAUGCGUAUGUUGAGGAACGCCAGAAAGUACACUGUUUGUCAACUUUAUUCGCCAGACUACAGAUUAAUCAAGCCAUCAUAUUCUGUAAUUCGGUGGUGAGAGUUGAGUUGUUGGCUAAAAAGAUUACAGAACUGGGAUUCUCAUGUUUCUACAUCCAUGCCAAGAUGAUGCAGUCACAUAGGAAUCGAGUGUUUCAUGACUUCAGAAACGGGGCCUGUCGCUGUUUAGUAUCUUCUGAUUUGUUUACCAGAGGAAUUGAUUUUCGAUUCGUUAAUGUUGUCGUUAACUUUGACUUUCCAAAAAAUUCCUCCACUUAUCUACACAGAAUUGGAAGAUCUGGUCGAUUUGGACAUUUAGGUCUUGCAAUCAACUUAGUAACAGAACAAGAUAAAGAAUCACUCUUCAAAAUCGAAGAGGAAUUAGCGACAGAAAUAAAGCCAAUACCAGCACAUGUCGAUCCUGCUCUAUACUCAUAG
Messenger RNA from Theileria annulata, 1251 nucleotides. Its product is annotated as ATP-dependent RNA helicase, putative. Bases 1 to 1251 code for a protein of 416 amino acids. NCBI's taxonomy places the organism in Eukaryota, Apicomplexa, Aconoidasida, Piroplasmida, Theileriidae. Gene Ontology annotation, cellular component: cytoplasmic stress granule; P-body. Gene Ontology annotation, biological process: P-body assembly; cytoplasmic stress granule assembly. Gene Ontology annotation, molecular function: mRNA binding; RNA helicase activity; ATP binding. The record is from RefSeq and is a predicted model, not a curated record. The transcript is spliced from 5 exons.